UAGAGUAGAGAGAAAAAGAGCAGCCGCAAAGAUAUAAAACGCUACGUUUCAGUCCUUGCCUUCUCCUCCCGUUUCUGCCUACCUCGCUCCCCAAUCUCCCCAGCAAAGCAAGAAUCGAAAGCGCGCACACACGCACACAGAGCUCCCUCCAAGAAUCUAAAUCACUUCCUCGCGCGUCUCCUACACUCGCCAAUACUCUCUGAAUUUCAAAUUCUACCUAAUCACAGUCUCUUUUCAACCUCUCGAUCUCCUUCAUUGUCAGAAGAAGAGAAAAGAAAAGAAAAGCCAGGGCAUUGCUAACAUACCUCCAAAAGGCUGCCGUUUUGUUUCAAUAUUCGAAGAGGAAUGCAUUUGGAUUUUUGCUGGUUUGGCUUUCAAAAGUAUACAAGAAUUCCUUCUGGUUGAUUUAUCUCUCGCAUUACAUCAGGCUCUUCAUGUGUGCUCAUGUCACGCGUAAAUGAAACAUGGCUCUUCGGAAGUACAUUCCUUCAAGUGAUGCACCUUCUGGUAGUAUGAAGCCUUUGAUCUUUUCAAGUAAGGGGCGUGAGAAUGCCCACCUUGCAGAGCCAGAGACAAGUCACAGAAGGGUGAAAGAUGUGGAUGUUGACCUUAGUGAAGUUUACUUUUUAAUCAUGCAUUUCCUUUCAGCUGGGCCAUGUCAGAGAACUUAUGUACAGUUUUGGAAUGAACUUCUUGAACAUCAACUUUUACCUAGAAGAUAUCAUGCAUGGUAUUCAAGACGUGAAAGGCUUAGUGGGGAUGAAAAUGAUAAUGGUCUAUCAUUUCCAUUAAGUUACAAAAGUUUGGAGGAGCGGUAUCCUCACAUUGAGAAGAAUCACUUGGUAAAGCUUUUGAAGCAAUUGUUGCUCAAUACAGCCUCUCCAUCAGAAGGCUUGAUUUCUGAUGUUCCAAAUGCUGCUGAUGUUCCUACCCUUCUGGGAAUGGGUUCAUUUUCACUUUUGAGUUGUGAUAGAGAUAAGGGAAAUGGCCAAGUCAAGCACCCCCCUGCUCACAUGCGAUGGCCUCAUAGACAUGCUGAUCAGGUUCGUGGGUUAAGUUUGAGGGAAAUUGGGGGUGGUUUUGCAAGACACCAUCGUGCACCAUCUAUUCGUGCAACAUGCUAUGCUAUUGCAAAACCAUUAACUAUGGUUCAGAAAAUGCAAAAUGUCAAGAGAGUACGUGGACAUCGGAAUGCUGUCUAUUGUGCAAUAUUUGAUCGCUCAGGGAGAUAUGUUGUCACUGGUUCAGAUGAUCGUCUUGUAAAAAUCUGGUCCAUGGAAACUGCUUUUUGCUUAGCUAGCUGUCGUGGGCAUGAAGGGGACAUUACUGACUUGGCUGUAAAUUCAAAUAAUACCCUGGUGGCAUCCUCUUCAAAUGAUUGCAUAAUUCGAGUUUGGCGUUUGCCAGAUGGGAUGCCAAUAUCAGUUCUGCGUGGACAUUCUGCAGCUGUUACUUCCAUUGCAUUUAGUCCAAGGCCUGGUUCUGCAUACCAGCUUUUGUCAUCUUCUGAUGAUGGAACAUGUAGGAUUUGGGAUGCCAGGUCUUCCAACUUAGGUGCACGAAUAUAUGUUCCAAGGCCUCCGGAUCCUGUGGCUGGAAAGAACAGCGGUCCAUCCUCAAGUAGUGGUCCUCAGAGCCAUCAAAUUUUUUGUUGUGCAUUCAAUGCUCAUGGAAAUGUAUUUGUCACUGGUAGCUCUGACCACCUUGCUAGGGUGUGGAAUGCUCUUAAAUCCAACACGGAUGAUUCAGACCAGCCAAAUCAUGAGAUAGAUGCGUUACCUGGCCAUGAGAAUGAUGUCAACUAUGUUCAAUUUAGUGGUUGUGUCGUGCCAUCUAGAUUUUCUAUGGCUGACAGCUCAAAGGAAGAGAAUAUUCCAAAAUUUAAAAAUUCAUGGUAUUCUCAAGACAGCAUAGUUACCUGUUCUCGAGAUGGAAGUGCAAUUAUUUGGAUUCCAAAAUCACGUAGAUCUCAUGGGAAAGCUGGCCGUUGGAUACGACAUUAUCACCUGAAAGUUCCUCCUCCACCAAUGCCUCCUCAACCUCCACGAGGAGGUCCACGACAGAGAAUUCUUCCAACUCCUCGUGGGGUGAACAUGAUCGUGUGGAGUCUGGAUAAUCGUUUCGUCCUUGCUGCUAUUAUGGAUUGCAGAAUAUGUGUUUGGAAUGCUGCUGAUGGUAGUUUGGUGCAUUCUUUGACUGGUCAUACUCAAUCUACAUAUGUUCUUGAUGUUCAUCCUUUCAACCCAAGAAUAGCUAUGAGCGCUGGCUAUGAUGGAAAAACAAUAGUGUGGGAUAUUUGGGAGGGCACACCCAUCCGGAUCUAUGAAAUUUCACAUUUCAAGUUGGUAGAUGGAAAGUUUUCACCGGACGGUACAUCCAUUAUACUUUCAGAUGAUGUUGGUCAGCUGUACAUAUUAAAUACAGGCCAAGGCGAGUCCCAAAAGGAUGCUAAAUAUGAUCAGUUCUUCCUUGGUGAUUAUCGGCCUCUGAUACAAGAUGCCCACGGAAAUGUACUUGACCAGGAAACUCAACUAGUACCGUUCCGACGGAAUAUGCAAGAUCUCCUUUGUGACUCAGGGAUGAUUCCCUAUACAGAACCUUACCAAAGCACGUAUCAGCAGAGACGAUUAGGAGCUCUGGGUGUGGAGUGGAAGCCAUCUUCUAUAAGAUUUGCUGCUGGGCCAGACUUCAGUCUAGACCCAGAUAACCAAAUUCUCCCCUUGGCUGACUUGGAUGUAUUGGUUGAGCCACUGCCUGAGUUUAUAGAUGCCAUGGAUUGGGAACCAGAAAAUGACAUGCAAAGUGAUGACAAUGAUUCAGAGUACAAUGCCCCUGAAGAGUGUUCUUCUGAGGCGGAGCAAGGAAGUUCAAAUUCUAGUUCAUCUGAAGAUCCAGAAUGUACUGCAGAACACAGUGGGGCUGAGGGCGGGGAUGGUUUCCGAAGGUCUAAACGGAGAAAACAAAAGGGUGAAAUUGAGCUAAUGACUUCUUCUGGGAGGCGUGUUAAGAGGAAGAAUUUGGAUGAGUGUGAUGGAAAUUCAAUUAGAAGUGAUCGAGCUAGGAAAUCAAGGAUUGGCCGGAAAGUUUCAAAGAAGAAGUCUUCCACUUCAAAGGCCUUAAGACCUCAAAGAGCUGCUGCCCGCAAUGCGCGUAGUUUGUUUUCAAAAAUUACUGGAACAGCUACAGAUGGAGAAGAUGAAGAUGGUUCGGAAGGUGACUUAUCAGAAACUGAAUCUGGCAUGCAAGACUCAAAUAUUGAAAGUGAUGAAUCAAAUAGAUCUUUGGACAACGACAGGAACAGGAAUUUGAAGGGAAAAGAUAUCCUGGAAGAGUCUGAAGACUUUGCUGAAUCACGUGAACUUACUGAAUCUCACAUGAAUACUAUAAAUAGGAGGAGAUUGGUCUUUAAAUUGCCAGUUCGCGAUUCUAUUAAGAUUGUAUUCCCAGAAAGUGGAAUACACAAGUGUGACUACCAGGUUGAUGUGGUUGGAUCAUCGUCCAAAGCUCCUCAUGAAGCCACCGAGGUCAAUGGGGUUCCUACAAGCUCUCAAGAUCCGGGAUACUUUUCUGGUGAUGCACAUUGCAGCAGAAUGGAUGGAGGAAGAAGAGCACAGAUAGACCAUUAUCCUUUGGACCUGUCUGAAGGAUACAAAAAUGGGGAUAUCAGAUGGGGAGGUGUAAAGGCUCGUACUUCUAAGCGUCAGAGAUUAGGAGAAUCCAUUUUAUCAGCAGCAUAUACUGGAUCUAGUGCAUGCCUUGGUGAACAAAAUGAAAAUGAAAAUGAAAAUAGUCUCAGCAGAUUCUCAAAAUUUCAGGAAGAUCAUGGCACAAUACCCCCUACUUUAGAAGUUCAAAAUAAUGUGGACAAUGAAGGAGUCAUACCAGUGAAUGAAAGAAAUGCUGGGCCCGAUACCUCAGAGGUUGUAAAUGAUGUGUCCAGUGGUAAAGUGCACUCAACCUUCAACAGAUGCAUGGAUUUUGAUACAUUACCAAACCUGGGUCACAUGGCUAAUGAGAAUGACAACCCUCCUGAUCUCAGAGAGAGCUUCCCAUCUUUCUCAACAAUGAUAAGGAUAAGAUCAAAAAAGAUAUUGAAGGAUUCACUAGAUAAUCAGGGAAAUGGUGGGUGUGAUUUAUCAACUGAUAAGUCUGCAAACAUGACACAGUAUCCAGUUAAGGAGAUGCUGGAGCAUGAUGGUUCCAGUGGAAAUACUCCAGAAUAUAAAGGUGAUGGAUUGGAAGAAUCGGAUACACGAAUUGGUGAAAUUUCCUUGCCAUCCUUGGAUGACUCAGUUGGGUCCCGUUCACAUCCCAAAAAGAUGUUUGAUGUUGUUUAUAGAAGGUCAAAGCCAGGUAGAGGUAAAAUUAACUCAGAACGUGAUGGCAGCAUCAGAGAAGAAACUUCAAUUGCUUGUAACCCUCAUCUUGACUCCAGAGGGGAUUCCUAUGAAGGCACAAUUGGUGGAUCUCAUAGAUUACAUUCCAUGGGCUCAAAGGGAACACAUGAUGCAAAUAUUGCAACCAAUGAUCUCCAUUUGGGGCAGGGACAUGAAUCAGAUGAUACUUGUAGAGAUACCCACAAUGGUUCUGUUAGUAGAUUUCAGCUUCCAUGUGAAGAAUGGGGAUCAAGCUCAAGGAUGACAGUUCGAUUGAGAUCUACUAGAAACAGGAAAGCCAGUUGUCACUUUCAUGACACAAGUCCAGUAGAUGGAAAGAGGAAGUUGCAUCAGUCAGCCAAAAGGGCGUCAUGGUUAAUGUUGUCAAUGCAUGAGGAGGGCUCUCGUUACAUCCCCCAACAGGGGGAUGAAUUAGCAUACUUGAGACAGGGCCAUCAAGAGUACAUAGACUGCAUGAAGUCAAAAGAAGCAGGCCCUUGGAAGACAAUCAAGGGAAACAUAAGGGCAGUUGAAUUCUGUAAGGUUGAAGUCCUCGAGUAUGCUCCAUUUGCAGGAUCUGGGGAUAGUUGCUGCAAAAUGACGCUUAAAUUUAUAGAUCCUACUUCCAGUGCAUUUCAGAGAUCAUUCAAAUUAACUCUACCUGAAAUGACUGGCUUCCCAGAUUUUCUUGUUGAAAAAACUCGGUUUGAUGCUGCCAUACAGAGGGAUUGGAGUCGCAGGGAUAAAUGUAAGGUCUGGUGGAAAAAUGAGGGUGAAGAAGAUGGUGAUUGGUGGUAUGGCCGGGUUUUAUAUACAAAGCCCAAAUCUUCUGAAUUUCCUGAGAGUCCAUGGGAGAGGUGUGCUGUUCAGUAUAAGAGUGAUCCCAAAGAACUGCAUCAUCACAGUCCGUGGGAGCUUUUUGAUGAUGGUACCAUGUUUGAGCAGCCUCAUAUAGAUGAGGAGACUAUGAACAAGUUGCUGUUUGCCUUCUCCAAACUAGAGCGAGCAGGCCAAAAACACCAGGAUCAUUAUGGGGUUGAAAAGCUAAGGCAAGUUUCGCAGACGUCUCGUUUUACUAACGGGUUUGCAGUUCCAUUGUCUCUUGAAGUGAUCCAGGCAAGGUUAGAAAACAACUACUAUAGAAGCUUGGAGGCAUUGAAGCAUGACUUUGAAGUCAUGUUGUUGAAUGCAGAAUCAUACUUUGCGAAGAAGGCAGAGCUCUUGACGAAAAUGAAACGUUUAUCAAACUGGUUCACACGGACAUUAUCGUCUUUGUAACCUCAAAUUGUUGUGAUAUCAGUUGGGCCGUUCUGUUUUUUCCUCCCGUAUUUUUUGUAUAUAAUUUUUUUUACUCGUAGAUAUUUUUUCCUCUAGCUUCAAUUUUGGGAAUCGGAGAAAUCUCCACUUAAGAUUCUUUCUUGUAUAGACAACUUUGUCAGCAUCGUCAUUAAUAAUAACAGAAACACAGAAAAUCUCAACAUUUCCUUCGA
Molecule: messenger RNA, 5866 nt
Organism: Populus nigra (black poplar)
Lineage: Eukaryota; Viridiplantae; Streptophyta; Magnoliopsida; Malpighiales; Salicaceae
Exons: 26
Coding region: 465-5654 (1729 amino acids)
Biological process (GO): regulation of transcription by RNA polymerase II; regulation of cell shape; cytoskeleton organization
Cellular component (GO): nucleus
Molecular function (GO): protein binding
Source: RefSeq, a predicted model, not a curated record